Molecule: messenger RNA, 1673 nt
Organism: Ectocarpus siliculosus
Lineage: Eukaryota; Phaeophyceae; Ectocarpales; Ectocarpaceae
Source: the annotation of a GenBank genome assembly
AACGCAGCGUGGACGCAACAACGCAUGAUGGCCGUGUCUAUCGUGUUGGACUAUCACGACUCCAUCGACGGACCCAUCCCUUCUUUCCUUGGAGGGGGAGGCGGCGUGAACACGGUGGAGUGGCUUGACCUUGGGCGGAGCAACCUGACAGGAAGCAUCCCGGAGAACCUGGGAACGCUGCCGAACCUUCGGAAGUUGUAUCUGGCAGGGAACCAGCUGGUUGGGCCCAUACCCUCCAGCCUGGGCGACAUCGCCACGCUGUCGGACCUCAGCCUAGCGGGAAACGAGUUGUCCGGAGCCAUUCCCGAUAGCUUCGGCAACCUGACGCUGCUGCGGUAUCUCAGUCUAAGAGACAACAAGCUAAGCGGUGCCAUCCCGGAGUCUCUGGGGAACCUCGUCAACCUGGAGGAGCUCUGGUUGAACGCCAACCAGAUCGAAGGCGCUAUCCCGGCGUCUUUGGGCAACAUGGCCACCGCGCGCAAGGUCUUCCUGAACAACAACUGCAUCGAGGGAACACUGCCUGCCACGCUGGGCAACCUAUCCAGUCUACGGAUCUUAAGCUUGCGUCAUAACCGCCUGACGGGAACGAUUCCGCCCGAGCUUGGUCGACUGAGCCAGCUCAAGACUCUCUACAUGGAGAAGAAUGAGCUGGAGGGCAACAUCCCCGACACCCUGGCGAACCUGGCCUCCCUCAAGGAGUUGAACCUGCUGGGCAACAAGUUCCAAGGCAAGGCGCAAACGCGUAACCUCCUUAUUGGCCGCCUCCCGAACUGCGUCGUGUACGUGUGAGCGUGUAAUCUUGUGGGGUUGUGGGUAGGUCUCCCUCCCCUCCCUCGCCGUGCCCCUGCUGACCACCAACCAAGGGCACUUGUGCCGUGGGGCUGAGGUAGGUAGGAAGUAAGGCGUGUGCGUGUGCUUGAUGGGGGAUGCCCAUGUUUCUGCUUGCCUUGGGCGUUCGAACAUUUUAAGAGCAUCUCUCCGUGGGUAACGGAACGGGGGGAGAGGGAACGGGGGGGAGGGGUCCGUGGAUGGUGUAGUACCAGACGACCCGAGCGCCACGCCGUUGGCGGUUGAGGUUGUGUUGCGUUUCUGCGGUCGUACUACGUCGUUUGUUGAGGCUUGUGUUUGGUCUGGGUUAGGAGAGGGUUCGGGAAGAAGGUCGUGUUGGUUUGUGCCGGAGCCGCAUGCGUUCGUCAACGUCCAACCUGUCAGCCGAAGCGGUCUGAGGUCGUGUGGAGUUGUCUUGCGUUGUUGCGGCUUCGUACGGCGGCGAUGGCGCCCACGUCGAGCAUUGCUCCCCGACCCCCGGCGGCUGAGAGAACGCGUUAAAGACGCUGGGAUCUGUUGGUUGUGCAUUUACAUGUAUUUCGGAAUCCUCCGACGAAUAAUGGUUUCGUUUCUCGUGACUUUGCAAUCUGUUUGACAAACGAGAGACAUUUUUUUCCUUGGGGGAGGACGGCUGAAACAGGUAGCUCGGCAUUAAGGUACACUAGAUUUGGCCACCCCGCACGCGCGGGUGUAGGUCGCAGCAUGAAAAGAGAAAAGAAAAAGGCCGGCGCCGUUGUUUGUGCGCAGGUGGGUGUUUAUUUUAUGUUCUUUGUGUGGUGAAACACCUACCAUAGCUCAGCGAUUUGACGAUAAUUUUUGUCAUGGCGUAUGCCCGCGCACGUGCC